Molecule: messenger RNA, 768 nt
Organism: Rosa chinensis
Lineage: Eukaryota; Viridiplantae; Streptophyta; Magnoliopsida; Rosales; Rosaceae
Product: microfibrillar-associated protein 1A
Exons: 1
Coding region: 1-768 (255 amino acids)
Biological process (GO): mRNA splicing, via spliceosome
Cellular component (GO): U2-type spliceosomal complex
Molecular function (GO): RNA binding
Source: RefSeq, a predicted model, not a curated record
AUGGCGAUGCGAGGCAAAAUUAGGGAAUCGACAAAAGUUAAAAGAUACUGGCCUGGAAAAGCCCCAGAGUGGGCAAACGAUCGUGAUACCUGCUCCUCCGACGAAGAAGGGAUUACCAUCUUGUACAAAUCCUUCUCAACUCGUGAUGAUGAUCCAAGACUACGUCGUUUGGCCGAGAGGAGGAGUGUAAAGAGGCGCAUCCGCGGUGCCAAGAUUGUUGACACAACUGAAGAGGAGGAGGAGGAGGAAGAAGAAGAGGACGCAGAGACUUUGGAGGAAAGAAGAAGAAGGAUUAAGGAGAGGUUGCUUCGUCAGAGGGAGCAGGAACAACAACAAGAGGAGUUUGAGACUGAUGACUACUACUCGGAAGAUGAAUCCGAUGAGGACUACGAAGAAGAAGAAGAAGAGGAGGAGGAUGAGAUUGCUGGUGAAGUAGUUACAGUGAAGCCUGUAUUUUUGUCCAAGUCCACAAGAGACACGAUAGUUGAACGUAAGAGACUUGAGGAGGCCGAAGAGCAGGCCCUGGAAGCGAGGAGAAGGGAGCUGGAGGAGAGGAAGAAAGAGACAAGGAGAAUGGUGCUCGAAGAGAUUCGGAAAGACGAAGAGAUUCACAAGGGUUUGAUGAAUCAGGAUUCGGCAAAUGAUGAUGUUGACACUGACAAUGAUCCUGAGGAGGAUACUAAAGCAGCUUGGAAGGCAAGAGAGAGGGCCAGGCUCAAGAAGGAGAGGGCAGCAAGGGAAGCAGUCAUUUUGAAGGAGAGAAGAUGA